GUUUUAUAGGAAAGGAGAAGAUAGAAGAUCACAAGGGGGAAUUAAAUUGGUCAAUCCCCACAGCUAGCCUUGGGGGCCAUUUGCCUCGUAGGCUUUUCAUACAUGGUAUUAUGAUCACACUCUCCUCAAAACACUUGGCUGGAAAAUGAAUGGACUUCCCAACAGACAAAUCCACUAAUUAGUUAAGAAAAUAAUGACAGUCCAGAGAUUUUUAAGCAACCAAAGCAUUUACCACAGGCCAAGUGGUUCUCAAGUUCUUUUCCACCCACGCUCCCUUCCUUAAACUUCACAUCAGUAUCUCCGGUCUCAUAUCUCAUUAAUUAGGUGGGAUUUCAACCUCCUAUAACCAUGUUUCAGUGCCAAGCUUCAUGCUCUCUUUCCCGUUUUUACAGGUGGCGAGUCUAUUUCUCCUGCAAAAUUUCCAUGAAAGAAAUAGAAAGGCUUCAAAGUACUCCAUGAUUGCUUCUAAAUGAGACAAGGGCAUCAGGGUGGGUGGGUUGCAGCAAUGGGUAUUAGAAAAGUUGCUGUUAUUGGCAUCCUUACGGGUUCCAUGAAUAAAGAGUCAUUGAAUGAUAUCAUAUACAGAAAAAUGGCUCUCCUCAUCAGUUCCUGUUGGUUUUUCAUCACCAAUUCUCUGAUCCUUCUGGUUAGCAUUUUAGCCAGACAAGCUUUCAGAAUAUUUAAGAUAGAGGAUAGUUCUCGGAAGGAUGAUUCCAAAGUUUUGGCAAUGAAGGACUCUAGGCGUCUAGAGCUGGUGCCAAAUAUCACUGAGUUGGAGGAGAAGGAUUAUGAAUUCUUGCACGAUAAAGAAACACCGAGUUUCAGUUUUAAGUUUCAGUACCAAAUUUCUGAAGAACGGAGAGGAAGCAAUGGUGAAGCUGUCGUUCCUAUUCCUCAAAAAGAAGGACCCAUGAUUCCUGUUGCUAAGGGAAAAGAAUCAUCCAUAACCACGAACAUCAGUAAGUAUCACUUCUUAUCCAAUAAAGAUUUCAGUGAAGUUGUACAAGAACCAGAGGUCAAGACUUUCCAUGUCGAGGAGUCGAAUAUUUUCUCCAAAACAAAUUAUUUUUAUGAUAAAGACACGCUAGACAACAGGUCAGAUAACAGUCUACCGUCAGCAAAAGAUUUUCAACAAUCUGCAGUCAAAGCUGUUGAUGUUGAUAAUUUUUUGAAGAAGCAAGGUGAGCUGGAAGAUGUGUUAUCGACCGAAAACAAGCUUCUAGGGAAGGAAAAUGCCACUAAUUCUGAGACUAGUUCAUUGAGUGAGAAAGAAAUAGGCUUUCUGUUUUCAAAAUAUUUACAAGAACCCUAUGUGGAAAAUGUUAGUAUUGAUAGUCUAAAUGCCAUAAGGAAGCUAGGUAAGUCAGAAGAUGUCUUAUUGAUCGAAAAGCAGCUCUUGGAGAAGGAAAUGGCUCUCAAUUCUAAGACUAGUUCGUUGGGUGAGAAAGAAGUAAUGGAUGGUACAAGGUUGUUGUCAGAGGAUUUCUCUAGCUUUGACUCAGAUUUUGAAUCUCUUAGUCUCAGUGAUGGUUAUUCAGUAAAGGACUUCAUCAUAGAUUCAGGCAGCGAGGGUUUAUUAUCAGAGAGAGAUUUUGUCGGCUACAAGCUGAAGUCAGAUACUACAGGAGAUUCAACGAAAACCCACAGUUAUAAAGCAGAAGUAUUGAAAAUUCACAGGCUGAAAGAAGACCAGCUUCCAUCUUCUGAUGCAGGAUCAACAGUUUACAGAGGUUGUUUCCCAUAUAUUGGGAAUAGAAUCAAUUCUAAGAACAUUCAUUCAGAUGAUGUCUGGUCAGAGAAUGGGCUGAGCAUACCUGAAUCAGAUAAAAAAGAAUUGAAUGAAGGAGAUGCUGAAUCAAGAGAAGUCCGAAAGUUCAAAGAAACAAGAUGGCCUGGUUCGAAUGCAUUGCACGUAGAAUUCACUGAUUCCGGGGAUGUUGAGCAUUGUUCAAUUAAAAAUAUUGGCAGUUUCAGAAAGAGCUUGGAUGAAGUCGUGUCUGCAAAUGUUUCAGCCAACCCAGAAACUAUACUUGAGGGCUUAGAUGAAAGAAAGAUGCAUAAUUUUGAGGAAACCAGUUCAGAGUCUUCAAACACAAGAUGUGAUGGUUCUACUGGUAGCCCUUUGAGACCAAUUCACCUUGCAGACCAAGAGGACGCAAUGGAGCUCAUAAGAGGGAUGGAUGAACUAGUACAGAAAUCAGAAGUUGGAAGUGAAAAGAAACCACCAGAGAAGGACCUAAAGAAAAGUGAAGAGAACAAUCUGAAGGAUCUGAAUGAUGAGGAUUUUGAUGAAUUAGAGUCUCUCUGGGAACACCAGGAUCUGAUAGAACAGCUAAAAAUGGAACUGAGGAAAGCGAAGGCCAUCGGACUUCCAACCAUUUUAGAAGAAUCAGAAAGCCCAAAGACGGUUGAGGAUCUGAAGCCAUGGAAGAUCGAUGAGCAGUUUUUGCAUGAGGAUCCGAUGGACGAGUUGCCCAAGUUUUACAGGAGCUAUAGAGAGAGGAUGAGGAAUUUCGAUAUCUUAAACUAUCAAAAGAUGUAUGCAAUAGGCUUUCUCCAACUGAAGGAUCCCCUUCAAUCAUGGGGGUCUCAAAAACCUUCGAUUCCUACGAUCACAUCCAUUAUUUCCCAAGUUUUCUGGCCUUGUCAUCGUAAAUCCAACAUGGAUCCAUCAGAGAAGUUCAUCAAGGAACUCUGGAAUGACUUGGAAACAGUGUAUGUUGGGCAAACAUGCCUUUCAUGGGAGUUCCUCCGCUGGCAGUAUGAAAAGACUCGGGAACUACCAGAAUCUGAUCCUUACAGGAGCCAUCAAUACAAUCAAGUGGCUGGAGAAUUUCAGCAGUUUCAAGUGAUAGUACAGAGGUUUAUAGAGGAUGAGUCCUUCCAAGGGCCGAGGCUACCAAAUUAUGUUAAGAAUAGAUGCAUUCUUCGAAAUCUUCUUCAAGUACCUGUCAUCGAAGGUAAACCGAAAGAAAGUACUAUUAACUACCAAAAGGAAAAAGCAUGCAAGGAUUUUUUGAAGGAUAAAAUGGAGGAACAAAGAAAUGGUAAUGAUGUGAUUACAAGUGAAAUGUUAGAAGACAUCAUGGAAGAGUCGAUUAGAAUAUUCUGGAAAUUUGUCAAGGCAGACAAAGAUGAAACUCCAGCGAUCUUAAAGGGGCUAGUGGGAAGCCAGGUUGAACUUCAAAACCCAUCGGACUAUGAAGUCAUGAUGGAUAUUGAAGCAAUAUUGCAGAAGAAAGAGAAGAAAUUAAAAGACAUUCUGAGAACUGGCAAUUGCCUAGUCAAGAAGUUCAAAAAGCCAAAGGAGGACCGACCCAAUCAAGACCUUUUCUUCUCUCAGGUUGACCUGAAGUUGGUAGCAAGAGUACUGAAGAUGUCCAGAAUUACAACUGAUCAGCUGCUGUGGUGUCAUAAAAAACUGAAAAUGAUAACUUCUGUAGACAGAAAGAUCCAUAGGGAGCCUGCAUUUUUGUUAUUUCCAUGUUGAGAUUGAUGCUAUUCCUGUUUGAGUGUAAUUUGCAUGAUCUAGGAGAACCAGGUUUACCAUAUGCUGUUCUCCACAUAGGUUCCUCAGGGUUCAUUACUGUGAUAAUAAUGGACCUUUGUUUAGAUUGUUAAUUAACUAACUAUAUAGCAGUUACUUGUAUGGACAAAGUUUUUCCCCCUAA
Molecule: messenger RNA, 3671 nt
Organism: Phoenix dactylifera (date palm)
Lineage: Eukaryota; Viridiplantae; Streptophyta; Magnoliopsida; Arecales; Arecaceae
Source: RefSeq, a predicted model, not a curated record